Messenger RNA from Pocillopora verrucosa, 1021 nucleotides. RefSeq names its product pancreatic secretory granule membrane major glycoprotein GP2. The record is from RefSeq and is a predicted model, not a curated record. NCBI's taxonomy places the organism in Eukaryota, Metazoa, Cnidaria, Anthozoa, Scleractinia, Pocilloporidae.
CAACUGAGUUGGUUCAACGCCUUGCAGUCCCACUGUUUUGCUUGAGGAACACGUUGAUACUUUGUGGUUCAGUUGGCCGUUGGCAACCUGCUCUGAACAAAAGUGCUUCACACCUCAAGAGAAAACCAAUGGGACUUUCUUUUAGAAACAACGAGUAGUUUUAACCAGGAGUCAUAAAUCUGAUAUGCUUCUCAUAGCUGGUCGCCAAGCUUCAUUUUUUACCGUGCUAUAUUUCAUUUCUCAACUGUUCCGUGACAAUGCCAGUCAGAAUUGUGGAGCUGGCGGCGACUUAUACUCGAUUUACCAAAUGAUGCUCAAGGGCCACACUUACAAGACGUUCAAGACUGCACCAGGUACUCUGGAAUGCAGAGACGCUUGUCUUGCUGAUGUCAGAUGUCAAAGCUACAACGUCGUUAUGUUCAUUGCAAUAUGCGAGUUAAACAACCGAACUAAAGAGGCCAGACCAGAGGACUUUGUCAAGAACAAGGACAGAUAUUACAUGGCGAAAGGUCCAAAACGAGCCGAACACUGCAAUAAUUACAAGAACUUAAGUGAUGCCAAUAGAAAGAGCAGUUACACAAGAUCAGCUAGUUUGUGUGACGACAAACUCCAUGUGGGAUGGUAUCGUUUUGUGAGAGCUGCAGGAACAAAAAUGCCAACUAAUCUUGUGCCAUUACGCAGAUGUGGUACAGUAAACCCAGGCUGGUUGAAUGGUUCUCAUCCUUCAGUGGAAGAUGGUGAAGUUGACAGGACGGUAUGCUUUCGUGCUUAUAACAACCGCUGCAAGGACCCAACAGUAAUUGGUGUGAAAAACUGUGGAUCUUACUACAUCUACAAACUUCAUCAGCUAUCACGUUGUGCUAUGCGCUACUGUGGUGCAGACUGAAUUUGAAGCAAAUCCACUUCUCGUAAUAGGAGGAUUCAUAAAUAAACCCUUAAAUCCAUGUUCAUAAGAGCUUAAGUAUGUUCCACUGAAGAAAUGUAAAAUGGUUUCCGUGUUUACAUAGCCUGAUGUAAACAC